CUGUACAGGAUUACCCACUCGCUAUACCUAGCCUCCUAGAAGCCCUUGCUCGAAUUGAUAUUCUCUGGACUGAACAUUAUUCAUCUGGAUUGUUGUGCAGAUUUACCUUACGUCACCGCUGCGAGUUUUGGGAGUGCAUUGAUUGUUUACCCGCUACGCAAGGGCCAUUGAAUUUUGUUUGGCCCAUUUCAUACCAUCUACACACUUGAAAUCGAGGACAUCUUGCGACUCGUGCUUCGCGAUCCAAUCGAAAACAUGAGGAAUCGCUCCUCGUUGGAACCUAUAACGACAAGCGCCACUUCGCCUCUGCGCUCGACUGUCGACCAACCCACCAAAGAACCUCUGGCUCCGAGAUCAUCCAACUACCACACUUCUCCUGCUCUCAAAUCUAUGCUCAUGGACUCAAGAGACUCCCGAGGAAGUCCUUGGCAAUUCAAAGUCACUGUCGAGGCCGAACACAUGUCUACAUCAGACGCACCCACCGCGAAAUCACGACUUGUCCCUCUACACGAUGCCGAGAAUACUCAGGUUCCUGAUCUUUGUCCCAUAUCUCAACUCGGCGACCAUGCUUCAAUCGACUACUCCUUGUCCGAGAUUGAGUCAUUUGAGGAGCCUUCGAAAUCGUCUCGCAAACUGACAGCCGUCGACUCUCUGUCUCCCGAGCCAGGCCGACCUUCAGCUUCUGGUAGGUCUCCCGCGAGUGCAAGAAGCAGAUCAUCAAGGGAUCGCGAGACCGAGAGCCGUGCCAGUAUCGUGUCGUAUCGCACAGAGCCCGAUGCUACAGAACGACCAUGCUUCGAUCAAGACGAAGAGGCAGAGGCCGUUCUCGGUGGUUCCGCCCCUGGAGACGCGACCAUGCUGGAGAGCGAGGAAUUCAGUAUGAUCUCAGUCGACUCCUUGCCUAGCCGAGCUAUCGGCCACUCCUCGCCUUCGCAAGCUCUUCAAGCCACAGAGGGUGAUGCUUCCAUCAACCACUCUUACAUGCCUUCGUCCCCUCCGGCAUUCGCAAACGAUCGUAGAACACCUGUGCCCGAGGAUGCCACUCCGGAGAACCCACAAGCGCCGCUAGCUUCUCAAAAUCCUGAGGCAGACAUUGCUACGCCAUUGAAAGAAAGCGCACGCAAGUCCGGACGUGCGCUGCAGGAUGCACUGAAUGGGCCCUUUCGAGAGUCUGUUUCCAGAGAGCUGCCGGCAGCUCGUGAGUCCAUCUUCAAUGGAUUUAGCUCUGGCACAAGGUAUCAGUUACGCCAAAGCCUACAUACUGGUCAGAACAUGAUCUCGCCCUCGGUCGUCCAUAGCGUCCCUCGCCUGGCACCUACAUCAAACACGUUUUCCAACUUUUCAUCUCCCUUUCAGAGUCCGGUGCGUCAACAAGAGACCUUUGGUUCGCUCCCCAGCCGUCUGGUCGCGAUCACAGCAGAGAAGCGUACAGUUUUGCCUUCAAGCCUUCAGUCUCAGGCUCAUGUCGACUACCCUCAUAUUGACCAGACAUCCCCGAAGGCUAAUUCACCACACGAGCAUCUCAAGACGAGCUAUGGCAACGCACAGAUACCACCGGUUGUUCAGAUGCAAAGCCCUCCACGUUCAUCGCCGCCUUCUGAGCAUGACAUUCCUGAGAAAAAUACCGACAGUCCUGGGGUGGAGGUGGAAACGAAAACUGUGGACGAUGACAAGGACAUCUGGCAGGAGGAGGCAAGUCGUUCUGGUAUCGAUGAAAACGGCUCACCCGAACAAACCGAUCUCUUCCUGGAGGAUCUUGCUGUUAAACCUCGUAGAAGUAAGCUACCAGGCACGUGGCGUCGUACCUCAGGCACUACAUUUUCCUACAGCGACUCUCCCGAGCCUCAAGAACACCGGAAUCGUAAGCCCAGUGCAUCUACCUUGGGUUCUUCCAGGAAGAGUAGUGGCGUUAUGACACCUCCAUCUUCCGAUGAUGGUAACACAGCUGCUGGAGACAAGCCAACCAGCCACAUCGAUGAUUCUGCGAGGCCUACGGUUGAGGAGGAGCUCAGCCAGUCCGAGUCUGGCGACGAUACAGGCAUGUUCUUCCAAUCAAAUCUUCCAUCAGUGUACAACAGAAAGACCAGAGGGCAUGUCUCCGGCUCGGCCAAGAGUAGCUUCGCGCCCAGCAGCCCACUCAGGAACACUGUCUUAGAUAUUAGUCCUCUGAAAAACGCUCAAGCUCUUGGACAUACUUCAGAAGCGAACCUAUCCGCUGGUCCUUCACCGCUUCGUCGAACGCUGGCCAAGUCCAGUCAUUCGAAGAUCACCCGGGAUGCGCGCGAAAGAGAUUUGAACAUCGACACAUCUGAAACCCAAACCGACUCAAGCCUGGCCUCUGAUGCUCAACAAAUACAGAGAGAGUUGAGAGCAAGACCCGGUAGUGGAGCAAGCACGAUCUCGAGUUUGACCUCUGGUAGGCAGAUGAGAGGAUCGAGACGAGCAGCUAGUGCGAACACUAUUGAUCUUACUAUUAGUAAUGCUUCAGAUCAAGACUCAUCAUCGAUCUCAUCAAGAUCAAGGAGUUAUCAAGAAGAGCUGAAUCUUGAAUCACCAAUGCGUGUCAAAGUUAACUUCAACGACGAUGCUGGUAACUCGACUCUUUUGGAGCCUCGACGACAAUAUCCUCCCCUCUUCGACAAUGUCCCGACCCUAACAAAACCUACGACCGACUCGUCUGACUCUCCUCAGCCCAAAUCGCCAUUGCUGCGGUUUACCGAGUCUUUCUGGGAAGCUGUUACCAAGCCUCCCGUCUACGCAUCACCGGAGCGUAAACCUUCGGUCGUACUCGAGUCGGCAUCUGUCACAACUGUACCUGACCAUGUCUUGCGUCUACGUCGCAAAUAUGGUCUCUUGCCAGAUGCUCAUCCGUUCAUAUACGCACACAUCCGCACAUUGCACCGUAUGCUCAACUCGACACGCUCCAGACCUGGUAGCAGUAUAGUGCCAUGUACUGGACCCCUGGGUCAUGGUCUGUCACGUCUGUUGGGUAAGACAAAGACCAACGAGCUAGAUCAACGUUUCGUGUGGUCGCAGACAUACCUGCAUGUUGUGGACUCUUUCAUGUCACUUCUGCUACCACAGGAAGAACGUGAUCGCCUGCAAUACGAGACAGGCUCUUGGGGUGAUGCUGAAGCACUUAGACAUCGUGGACGCGACUCCAAGGGUAGAUAUGGUGAUGAAGUCGUGUUCAAUGGCGUCAAGGGUGGAUUAAUCGAGGCCGCUUGGGUUGCAGACGUGCUUGUGGACAUCAUCUUCAGGGAGGAGAUGAAUGCAAAGAGGAAGAAGGUCGCUGAGAUGAUGGCUCGCGCUGAGAGAAUGCAGAUGUAAGAUUAUGAAGUGUAUUACGAAUUGAUGUCAUUGAGUCGGGGUAGUCUUGGGUUUGACCUCAAAAGUCACAGGAGUUUUUGUACAUGACCAUAACUCAAUUGUUGUGUUGUUCUUACUACCAUGAUGUUCUACGCUGAGACUUAAGACGAGCUCUCACGAUAAACAUCUUCUGUGGUCCUAUGUGGGCAAAGUGUGAAUCGCCUAUCAGGUUCAAUGAAAAAGUGCUCCAG
Molecule: messenger RNA, 3560 nt
Organism: Aureobasidium subglaciale EXF-2481
Lineage: Eukaryota; Fungi; Ascomycota; Dothideomycetes; Dothideales; Saccotheciaceae
Exons: 1
Coding region: 256-3330 (1024 amino acids)
Source: RefSeq, a predicted model, not a curated record